CACACCUCCUCCUCCUCCUCCAUCCUUACACCAGCUGGUUGGCCUUCUUUUGUUGUUUACUGCAGGAGGAAUACUAGGGUUACCUGCAGGUUAACUGAGCCGCGGCGGAGGACGCGGUUAUUACCCGCGGCGGAGACCCGGGGAGCGCGCGCGGGGGAACAUACGGGUAGUGUCCUGUGAACAUUCUUGACUUACAUAAGGAUGAUGCUGUACAGAACAGCUCUGGAGCUGAGAGGAUGAUCCCACCUGAGUGUUACAUUUAGCCCACUGGCUCUGCAUUUGAGAAGCUCUCGACAGCCCCUAAACGCCAGAAGGUGAAAACAAGGGAAAGAUGUUCAGGCCAUCCGAGGCAGGCAGGCGGCGUGCUAAUGGCCAGCCGCCCGGUCGAGUGCGAGGGGUGGAGGUGGCCCGGGGCAGGUCGGGUUACGGCUUCACCCUGUCGGGCCAUUCCCCCUGCGUACUGAGCUGUGUUCUGAAGGGCAGCCCUGCCGACUACGUGGGCCUUCGCUCUGGAGACCAGAUCCUCAGCGUCAACGACAUCAACGUAUCCAAAGCAUCCCAUGAAGACGUAGUCAAGCUGAUUGGACGCUGCACGGGCGUCCUGCACCUGGUCAUUGCUGAAGGGCAGCAGCACGGAGGCGGUGGACAGCUGGACUCCUGCUCCAGUGAUGAGGAGCUGGGCUUCCAUGACCAUAAAAGCCACUGGCUCCGGCCCAAGGUGGACUCCAAGACACUGGGCAUAAACCGGGCAGAGCGCGUGGUGGCUGAGAUGCAGUCAGGCGGGAUCUUCAACAUGAUCUUUGAGAGCUCCAGCCACUCAUCCAGCAGCUCAGAGAAGGCCGUGGCCUGUGUAUCCCGCUCCAAGCGCAGGCCACAGUCUGAACCGGAAGUCCCAUAUGCAGAAGCAGAGACCCGCAGAAGCGACCCCAACCUCCUGUCCGAGGAGGAGAUGGCCAGAGUGCUGCACGACGACUCUGUGUUCGUGGAUGUGUUUGAAGCCGAACGGGAGGAUGAUUUUGAGGGUAUUCUCAACGUGGGCAUGAUCGUGGGAUACCUGGGCUCCAUUGAGCUGGCGUCCACCAGUGCCAACUUGGAAAGCGACAGUCUGCAGGCCAUCCGAGGAUGCAUGCGACGCCUGCGGGCUGAGCAGAAGGUCCACUCUCUGGUCCUCCUUAAGGUCAUGCAUGACUGUGUGCGUCUGUGUAGCGACCGCGGUGCCAUUCUUGCCGCCUACCCGGCCGAGAAGCUUGCCUUCAGUGCCGUGUGCCCGGACGACCGCCGCUUCUUCGGGCUGGUCACCAUGCAGGCCACCGACGACCCCAGCGUGAGCCGGAACGGUGAGGAGGACCAGGGUUUGCGGACCUCCUGCCACGUCUUCAUUGUAGACCCGGAGCUCUGUCACCACAUGAUCCACCAAGGGGUAGCCCGCCGCUUCGGCUUUAACUGCACCCCAGACCCCGACACUGGCGGCUGCAUGGAGUUUCCCCCCACCUCCCAGCCGCUGCUGCAGUUCGUGUCCGUGCUUUACCGGGACAUGGGCGAGUCUAUUGAGGGGAUGCGAGCCAGAGCAUUCCUGGAUGGUGACCUGGAUGCUCAGCAGAACAACAGCACCAGCAGCAACAGUGACAGUGGCAUAGGCAACUUCCUGCCUGAGGAAAAGAGCAACCGUGUCCUUUUGGUGGACCUGGGUGCUAACCCAGCCCGUCACGUACCCACAGGAUUGUGGGAAACCCCUCAGGUUGCUCGUAACCCUGGUGCACAGGGUGGUCUUCCCCCUCCACCUCCUCCUCCUCAGCCUCCUCCUCCUAUACCACAUCGUAAUGGUUACAGGCACGUAGAACAGUUUGGAGAGCACUCAAAACCCCAUGCCCACGGAGACCCACCCCCUAUCUCAGGCAGGCACUUAAACUCGUCCUCCAGGCUGGACAUGUCUGGCCUCCCUUCACGCCACCAUUACCACACCCACGGUAAGAAGGCAGGCGGGGCAGGAGCAGGGGCAGGAGCAGGGGCAGGACAGCGCUGGUUGCCUGUGCACGUCCUCAGAGAUUGGAGGCACGGCCACAGCAGCGACCAGGAGUCCUACGCCGACUCCACUGACGGCUGGUCCAGCGCUAACUGCAGCACCCUGCCUCCACCCAUGAGUAAGAUCCCAGCUGACCGGUACCGCGCGGCGGGCGAGAUCGCCUCCCAGCCCCACCGGCUCCAUGUCCAGAAGGAUGAGUGGGCCAAGAAGCUGUUUGGGACGGAGAAGAGCCUCCGGGACCACCACCACCACCAUCAACCGGCCCAGCAGCACAAUGGGAAGAGGAUGAAGGACCCUGAGAAAAAGGGCGGAAGGUUUAGGGGUGUCACUAUUGGAUUUCCUCAGCGCUCCUCUGGGAGGCGAUCGUUCGGACGCUCGAAACGCAUCAGCCUGGCGCGUUCCCUGGACGACUUGGAGUCUGCGGCUGUGUCCGAUGGCGAGCUGAACAGUGCGGAUCUGAAGGGCUGUGGCAGUGAUAACAGCCUGAACAGCAAUGCCAGCCUACCCAGCGUCCAGUGCCACAGACGCCACACGGAGCGCCGCGUUGCAUCAUGGGCCGUCUGCUUUGAGCGCCUGUUGCAGGACCCUGUUGGCGUCCGCUACUUCUCGGAGUUUCUGAAGAAGGAGUUCAGUGAGGAGAACAUCCUGUUCUGGCAGGCGUGUGAAUUCUUCAGCCAUGUUCCAGAAGCCGACAAGAAACAGUUAUCCCAGAGAGCGAGAGAGAUCUACAACAGCUUCCUGUCCAGUAAAGCCACCACACCGGUCAACAUCGACAGCCAGGCCCAGCUGGCCGACGACAUCCUUAACGCACCAAGACCCGACAUGUUCAAGGAGCAGCAGCUACAGAUUUUUAACCUGAUGAAGUUUGACAGUUACACGCGCUUCCUGAAGUCUUUCCUGUAUCAGGAGUGUAUGCUGGCAGAGGUGGAGGGUCGCCCCCUCCCAGACCCCUACCACAUCCCCAGCAGCCCCACGUCCAAACACAGCACCAGCUCAGACCGCUCCAAUCUCUCCACACCCAAGAAGGAGGAGAAGAAGAGUAAAUCAGGAAAAUCAUUGAACGAGGAGAGCAAAGAUGAACAGAGUGAUAAAAAGAAAGGGAUUUUCUUCUCCUGGUCCAGAAACCGAAGCUUUGGGAAAGGACCCAAAAAGAGAGAUCUGGGAGAAUACAGCUUUUCGGGCAGUAAUGGUCGGAGAGAGUCACAGGGUUCUUUGUCGUCUGGAGCGAGUUUGGAGCUUGGCACUUCCGCUUCUGGCAAAAAUGAGGGAGAGGUGUCGCGUAACUCCAUGUCGUUAUCGGAGCGCGCUGUGCGUUACUGUAACAUUAACCUGCCGGACGGUUCCUGUUGCUCGGUACCCAUAAGGCCGGGAGUGUCGAUCAGGGAGAUUCUGCUGGGGCUUUGUGAGAAACUCUGCAUCAACCUGGCAGCUGUAGACCUCUUCCUGGUGGGAGGGGAGAAGCCUUUAGUGUUAGACCAGGACUGCAUGACGCUGUGCUCCCGAGACCUGCGACUAGAGAAGCGUACAUUAUUCAGGCUGGACCUGGUGCCCAUAAACCGCUCCGUCGGACUGAAAGCUAAACCCACUAAGCCUGUGACGGAGGUGCUGAGGCCCGUCGUGGCCAAGUACGGCCUGCACUUAGGAGACCUGGUGGCCAGGAUUAGUGGGGAUAAGGAGCCGCUGGAUCUUGGGCUGCCCAUUUCAAACCUGGACGGACUCAGGGUGGUGCUGGAGGCAGCUGAACACGUCCCGGGAAAAGACAAACAGAAACUGGCCCCAGCGAAAAGCCACGGGCCGCCGCUCUCCACACGAAGCCAGUCUGCCACAGGGGAGGACAGAUCGUCAGGGAAGGCCACGACUCUCAAAACCAGGGCCCAGGUGGAAAAACGAAAACAGAAAAAGCUUAAUAUAGAUGAAGCUGAAGAAUUCUUCGAGCUCAUAUCCAAAGCACAGAGCAACCGAGCUGACGACCAGCGGGGUCUGCUGAACAAAUCCGACCUCGUCCUGCCUGACUUCCUGCGCCUCGACCCGGACACCAACCCCAGCCGCGAGCCCGUCGGCCCAGCACCUGCCUCGCACAAGCCACGCCCACGCUCCAAGGAGAACGGCUCCGCCCUCAGCGCCAGCCAUCAGACGCAGAGCUUGGAUUCGGCCGUGGAGGUCCAGGGCACGCGUCGGGUGCUGAUGCCUCUCCAUAGAAACCCACGACACAGCGGUACGUCCUUGGGGACUUCGGACUGGCGGCGUGAGGGCGGGGCCCAAGCACUGGAGGAGGAGGAGGACAAUGGAAUGGACCUGACGCUGGUCGCCGAGGGCGACAUCACUAGUCCCAACAGCAAGCUCCUCCCUCCUUCCCCUUUGCCCUGUAUUCCUUCCCCAGACAGGCCCCGCCUACACAGGGGGGACGCUUAUCAGGACAGCUGGGGCCAACCAGGUACCUCUCCUGUGUGAACUGAAUGCGUGAACACACUCGCACACGCCUCCCUCUUGAGUUCUUCCUGAAGAUUUUGUGUGUGUGUGUGUGUGUGUGUGUAUGUGUGUGUGAGCGUGUUGGUGUGUGUGUUUUAUUGAGUGCUGUGGACUUGCUGUUGUCCCUCUCUUAAGCCCUCUGCCAAACGUUGGCAAACCUCGCCACUGUCCCCUGUACAUAUAUCACCCUCUAAGCAAAGCACUUUACUGAACUGUUGGAAGAGAGACCUAUAGAUAUAAAUAUAUAUAAAUGCUAUCUCUAACAUACUUUUAUUGCCUUUAUUAGAAGGGUCUUAUUUUUUAUUUUUACCUGCCAAUCAUCCAGCCACACCACAAUGACAAUCACUUGUCAUCAAACCUCUACUGUUCCAGGAACCUCAGCGUUUGAGUUGAUUGUAGACAACCUGAUUGUAGGUGAGUGUGCCUCCGUCCCCUCUGGCUAAUCCCGCAACGGUCCCCACCGAGACCACACCCCCUGAAUCAGACGUCACUAAGUCCUGCCUCACGCUAAACACUAAACACAAUCAGAUGAAGGUACAACAAGCAAAAUUUAACACUUCGCCUCAGUCGUGGUCACGUGACUAAACAUUAUAUGAGCAGGAAAUGACCUGUAUUACUGAACUGCUGUGCAAAAUAAUGGCUUUUACAAAUACUCAGCCUGAAGACCACAGCAAAUAUCAUUUUGCUAUAUAACUUAUGUUAUGUUGUUAAAGAAAUAUUUUGAAAAAAAAAUGAAAUGCAUACAAUGUUCCAUUAAAUGAUCAGUGUCCAAGUUUUGCUUCUUUAGUUUAUCUCUAGCGCUACAAAGCUACUGUUGCUACCAUACACUAAAAUCAACUUUUUUAUCCAAAUGGCUGAAUGUCUUAUCACCUUUUCAGGCAAAUUUGUUAACGUAUGGCUCCUCUAUUGUUCUGCAUUGUCGCUCAAAGUGAAACUUACUUUACCUUUUGGAAUUAUCCACAUUUAAACACUAUGGUUUCCUGGAAAAGGAAAGAGUGUCAUAGCAGUCAUUAGUGGUGGUUUAAUAGCUCCUAAUGAUACUCAACUGAUUGGGCUAAGUGAUAUACUCUCGAGAGGGGUAUCUGGUUAGUGAUGUUAAAAAGUGAGGUGGGUUAGUUGUACAGAUCUGUGUCAGAUUCAGAGGGGAAAAAAAACCCUCAAAGUGGAUUAAUGGGUGUAUUAAUUGUAUGAUCUGACCAGUUUGGUUAAACGAUUUUGUAUUUGAAGUGUCAACCAGAUGGCUAUCAAGCUUUUCUAGAUGUCUAGAUCAAACACUUUUCUCAGUCUGCUUAAACAACAUACUAGUGUUUGUUAGCAAUGUUUGCUUUUGUAGCUUCAGUUCAACCCUAUAAAAAAGCAAAUUUGGACACUGUUAUGUCUUGGCUUGUUGACUAAAUCUGGGGUUUGUACACUUGAUAUUGAGUCAUUUCUUUAAGAGGAAGUGAUGUGAUAAAAAAUGAAUUUUAAUGGUUCUGGUAGACACACCUUAACUGUCGCUUAAUGGUGGCCAAUGGUAGGCUCUUCCUGGUCCUGCUAUUCAGAUCAGAAGGAGUUAAGGACUGAAUGAUGAUUGAUUUUAGAUUUUUUUUAGAUUUAUUUAGAUGAUCUAGACACCUCAUGACCUCAGCUUUCCGUACUGUGCCAUUCUUCCACCUGAGUGACAAAUCUCCACCUGUUUCUUACAACAAGCAAUUCAACAAUGUACUGACAGUGUUUACGCAUCUAUCCUCACAUCUUCUGCCGUGUUCUUCAGUGCUAUCUUAGUUUUGACUCUCUCUUAUCUUACCUAUGGUAUUAUGUAAUAUAAUCCUGGCACAACUUUAAUUUAUCCAAUUUGUUUUUAUUUGAAAUGUACCAUAUGCCUAAAUGACAAAGAAAUACUAAUUGUGUACAGUUAUUUUUGGUUGUUUUUUGGUUUGGUUCUCGAGACGCGAGCAUUGUUGAAUUGCCUGCCGUUUUGCUGACUCUGAAAUUCCACUUUUUGUUUCCUGUAGCAGUCUUUUAAAACUGACCGAUUCACUCCGGUCGGUGCUAUAUUUCUGCAGUGGUGUAAAUAGAGUUAAAUAAAUGUUAGAGGUGA
Astyanax mexicanus (Mexican tetra) is the source of this 6572-nucleotide messenger RNA. It is a transcript of the gene rgs12b, whose product is annotated as regulator of G protein signaling 12b. NCBI's taxonomy places the organism in Eukaryota, Metazoa, Chordata, Actinopteri, Characiformes, Acestrorhamphidae. The record is from RefSeq and is a predicted model, not a curated record. Gene Ontology annotation, biological process: signal transduction. Gene Ontology annotation, molecular function: protein binding; GTPase activator activity. Bases 332 to 4474 code for a protein of 1380 amino acids. The transcript is spliced from 18 exons.